AUGGCACGGAAACUUAGCCACCAGAGGGUCACCUAUGUACUCCCUCUGCCUGAUGCCCCAGGCGGGCACCGGCUGGGGGUCAAUGGCCUGACUGUUGACCGUCAAAACUCCAUUUUGUAUUCCGCAGGCCGCGAUGGUGUCAUCUGCUCGUGGGAUCUCGACUGCCCUCUGGCAUCGCUCCAAUCCGAGAAUCCGUUUUCUCCUUCUAAUCGGAAGCCGGGCCCGACACAAUUUAAAACCCAGGUCCAGGCUCACAGCCACUGGAUUAACGACAUCGUAUUGACCCAGGGUAACUCCGCCCUCGUAUCCGCAUCGUCCGACACAACCGUGCGACUCUGGCGUCCGCACUCGGAGUCUACCGAGGUCCCCGAGCGUAUCGGCAAGCAUGCCGACUAUGUCAAAGCACUGGCUAGUCCGGACGGCCAAGCUAGCUGGGUUGCGUCGGGUGGCCUCGACCAUAAGCUCUAUCUGUGGGAUCUGAAUGGAGGCGGCGAAAUCUUGAGCAUCGAUGCAAGUGGCGAUGACACGGCCGAGAAAGGCUCCGUCUAUGCGCUGGACGCGACAUCUUCGGUGCUUGCAAGCGGUGGACCGGAGAAUGUCGUGCGCGUAUGGGACCCCAGGUCUGGGAAGCUGGUCACCAAGUUCGUGGGCCACACUGAUAACGUUCGCGAUAUUCUGAUCAAUCAGUCUGGAGAUACAAUUAUGAGCGCCUCUUCCGACCAGACCAUUAAGAUCUGGUCGUUGACUGCAGGCCGUUGUAUGAACACACUGACAAUGCACAACGACAGCGUGUGGUCUCUAUAUUCCGACCAUCCGGAUCUUGCCGUCUUCUACUCAAGCGACCGAUCUGGUUUGGUUGCGAAGACUGACACACGAGGCUCGCCCGAUCUUGAACAGGGCAAAUGUGUCGCAGCGUUACAAGAACAUGAAGGUGUCAUGAAGGUGGUUGCUACCGAUGACUUUAUUUGGACAGCUACACCUAAGUCUAGUAUUAACCGAUGGAGAAAUGUUGACACGACGUUGGACUUUGACUCGCCGCCCAAAUCGGGGCGGACUAUCGAAGCCACUGCCGCGCCAGAGAAAUCCUCCGAUCAAGUACCCAAGAAGAUUCCACUCAAUGCCGCCUUGCAGUUGUCUACUGCAUCUAUAAUAUUGGGCAACUCGUCGCCUUCGAGCAUGCAACCACCUGAGCCGGACAUGGAGAAUGGUCUUGGUCUCACAGUACCCGUUCACUCGCUGCCAGAAGAAACUAUCGAGGGUCAGCAUGGUCUUAUCAAAUGCUUGAUGCUAAACGACCGGAAGCGAACCCUCACUCAAGAUUCGGCCGGAGAAGUGGUCUUGUGGGAUCUGCUCAAGUGUGUACCUGUACAAAACUUUGGCAAGCGUCAUAUUGAUGAUGUCGCGGAUGAACUGAAUACCAUGGAAAGCAUUGCUCACUGGUGCACAAUUGAUGUUAGAACGGGUAGACUUUCCGUUAUUUUGGAGCCCAAUCGCUGCUUCGAUGCUGAGGUCUACGCUGAUGAAGCCGGUCUAUCAGAGACUGAUCUCUCGCAAUUCCGAGAAGACCAACGAAUCAAUCUCGGCAAAUGGAUCUUGCGUUGGCUUUUCGCCCCCAUGGUGGACGAGCAGAUUCGGCGAGACAACGAUUAUCGCGAGUCUGCUAUCACUAAAGCGGAAGAGCUCGCUAGGCUCAACCCUACAUUGGGUACAUCUGCUCCUACAGAUGAUAUUCCUCGCAGCGUGGGUAUACCCAUAGCUCGUGGUAUGCACAGUAUGGAUUUCCCUGGCAGCCCAAAUAUGUCGGGUUUUGGUAUCCAUGUCAGUACACCAUCCUCCGCCAACUAUCUCAGCACCUCCAUGCAAAGUACCUCUCCAUUCCCAGCAUUUGAUGCUGAAACCCCUGGCUCAAUUGGGGGCCGCAACCUGGAUGCCGUGCCCGGGUCAUUCUCCGACAAAAGCGAUUAUUUCUCGUCAGCUCCUCCACCCCAGGGACUUUCUCAGCUUUCUCAGCUUGACACAGACAAGACUCCCAUGUCACCUUCUGACCUGAACUCUCCUUCAGGGCUGCCACAAUCACCAGCAGAGCCUGAUAAAGAGGAACGCAAGAAGGGCAGUUCCCUGUUUGGAAAGAAGUUCCGCAUGGAGUUCCCGAAAGUACGGGGAUCACGUACUUCUACGGACACGAAGCCCCAGAUCCAAGAAGAGAAGAUCGAAGAAUCGGAGAUCUCCUCCAUCAAGGAAGAAAAGACGUACGCGGCAAAUAUCAGUGGUGUUAUUGAUCGGAUUCGCGAUGAUUACGAGGAGUUCCUUUCUUCAAAUCCCAGUCGUGACUUGGUAACGGCCAUCAUUCCCAGCGCAGAGAGCGAGACCCCCCCGGCUUCAUAUCCCUCCGCGGACAGCGCCUCAGAUCUAUACCGUGGCAGCGUUGGAAGCAUCGGUCAAGAAAUUGAGCGACUUGAGAAGGCCAUCCCACAUUGGCUAGGCGAAUUGCUACUCAAGAACCAAAUUCCGUUUAAGGAGCAAGUGAAGAUUGCUUUCAUCUUGAAGCCCUUUGAUGACUCUUUGCCACCAGUUGUGAAGCCUGAACUACCGACUAUCAAUGGUGUCCCUCCGACCAAUAUGAAUGGCAAUAACAAUAGCUCCCGACUAAAUGCUAAUCGUAUGCUUCGGGUCAAGAAGGUCCUGGCUUACGUGGCUGAACGCAUCGAUCCCAGCAAUCCUGAUGAGCCCGAGGCAGACGCGAUGCAACCGGAGGAAUAUCUUGAGCUCUAUUGUCAGAAACAGCUGUGCCCUCCGAACAUGACUUUGGCUACGAUUCGGACGUGUCUCUGGCGUACUUCGGGUGACAUGAUGCUCUAUUACAAGGCGAACGGAAAGAAAGAAAUCCGGCCGCCUCCGUCGUUGACCAGUACCCACGAGCAUCAUCUCAAUGUCGGUGAACCAGGCUCCCUCAACGGCGCUUUUAACGGCGAAAACACGGCUCCCCUGGCAGCAUCCAUUCCAUGGCCAACUCUGGCUCGGUAA
Penicillium maclennaniae is the source of this 3024-nucleotide messenger RNA. Its product is annotated as WD repeat protein. Gene Ontology annotation, molecular function: ubiquitin binding. The record is from RefSeq and is a predicted model, not a curated record. Gene Ontology annotation, biological process: protein deubiquitination; double-strand break repair via homologous recombination. Lineage: Eukaryota; Fungi; Ascomycota; Eurotiomycetes; Eurotiales; Aspergillaceae. The coding region runs from base 1 to 3024 and encodes 1007 amino acids. The transcript is spliced from 9 exons.